This is a messenger RNA of Diachasmimorpha longicaudata, 4054 nucleotides long. RefSeq names its product midnolin-like. The record is from RefSeq and is a predicted model, not a curated record. The transcript has 5 exons. NCBI's taxonomy places the organism in Eukaryota, Metazoa, Arthropoda, Insecta, Hymenoptera, Braconidae. The coding region runs from base 494 to 2635 and encodes 713 amino acids. Gene Ontology annotation, cellular component: nucleus. Gene Ontology annotation, molecular function: protein binding.
UUCGGCCCUCCACCAGUGGCUCUGUAAAUCGAGUAAUCAUCAGUGGCAGGGCAGAGACCAGUCGUGCAAGGGUUUUCCCCGAGUUGACGGGCGAAUGGGUGAUAAAAAAAAGUGAAGUGAGCGGCACACAAUCGUUAUCAAUCACCCACAACCCCCCGAAAACCCCUCGAUCAUCCCCAGAAGUCUGGAGACCCCGUCCAUCCCCAGAAGUCUGGAGACCCCGUCCAUCCCCCAAAAACCCCCGUGUAACCAAUGAUCUCGUGAAGAGUCCAAAAAUGCUGACGCAAGUGCUUUAAUUACCUCCAAAUUCCCGUGAUAUCUCCACCAUCGGUGUGAUAAGUGCAUUUGACAAUAAAAUUGGGGCUGUUUAGUCCCAAAAAUCGUCGAUAAAAGUGCUCACGUAUUCGACGACAGUGUGCGGUGUGCGGAAGGGGGUGUACAGGAGAGCGCGUGCAAAGGUGAGAGUCGUGAAGCGUUUGCAUUAUCAACAACAAUGGACGGUAGCUCAAAACAGCCGUCCUCGGACGUAACGGCAAUGGAUAAUACAAGUGGCAAUAAAAGUGAUAACAACAGCCACUGCACUAGCCAAAAUGCAACGACUAACGAUCACGAUACUGAUACAACCAAAGCAACAACGCCAAUGUCUGUAACAUCAUUCAACGAUACGAGUUACUGUACGGCUGGUCCAAGCACCAGUCAAAAAUUAUCAACUAUUAAAACAAUUGACAUUAAUGAUAAAAAUGUUCACUAUCCAACUGGUGGAGUUGUAACAACACCAACGUCACCAUCAUCACCACCAGGGUGUGGCUGUGUUCCUGUUGGUAUACCCAUUAUUGAUAAUGACCAAAUAACUUUAAGUAUAACACCUACGACAGGAGGACUGUUCGAUAUCACAGUGGAGAGGAAUGAGACAAUUGAAAAUCUCAAGAAAAUUAUCUCCAAAAGGCUCAAAGUACCCAAGGAGAGAAUUUGUUUGCUUCAUCGAGAGAGACAGCUGAGGGAAGGCACACUCAAGGAAAAUCGUCUGCAGGAUGGCAGCCGAUUGACUCUGCUCCCCAGCGUGGAGACCGGGCUCAUGGGACAACGCCCAGAGCAGAGUGUAAUGCAAGCACUCGAGUCGUUAAGUGAUUCCCAGGUGAACGACUUCCUGUCUGGGAUAGCACCCUUGAAUCUGACAAUGCGUCUCGGUGAUCAGAUGAUGCUAAUACAGCUGCAACUGUCAACAGUGACGCCGACCACACCAGUUGGCACCCCCGGCCAACCGGCUGUUCAACGAGCUUCCCAGACAGCCAGCGGUGACAGUAGCGAGACCUGUGGCUCAUCAUCAUCAUCAGCAUCAACAUCACCAGUAUCAAGCACAAACGACACGAGCCACCGGCGAGCUGAUCAUGUAGCAAGAAGUAUGAGAAUUACAAAACAGAGUGGGACCAGUGGUAAUACAUCGUCGUUAAUCAGCAGUUUGGCAUCAGCACUACAGGCUGCCAGCUGCAGUACAAGCCUGUCAACAGCAACGACAACGACAAAUCCUUGUACGAGUGAACGAUCAAUGUCGGCAUCGUCAUGUGGUAGUCAGUGCGAGACAAGUGGAACGUCUGAUUCACAAAAUUCGUCCAGAGCAUUCUGGCAUCGUCGUCCAUUCACUCAUCAUCGUCACAAUCAUCAUCAUCAUCAUCACCAUCAUCACCACCAUCAUCAUCAUUAUCAUUAUCAUCGGAGAAAUAAGCAGGUUAUAUGCGAUAACCAAGCUACCUCAGGAAGCCUUAACGACACAACACCUCCACUGUCGCCGAAUCAACAGAGCCAGGAGGCGAGAUCGUGCACUCCACCAAAGAAGAAGAUUUGUACAAUGGGACAUCAUCAUUAUCAUCAGGGGGAGGAUAGUCAGGAGCAUGGAGUUGAGACGAGUGCACAGGGGAGUGGCAGUGGGGUUAGUGGGAGCGAGAGAGUUGCUGCUACACUUGAUACCAGGGCACUUGCUGAGGCAUCAAGAAAUCUCACGCAAAAAUUGAAACAGCUGUCUUCUGAGGUACUUACCUCGCGGGUCGACCUCGCCGAGGAACACGCACGACGCAGACAAGGCGCCAUUAUCGAGAGUAUGCAUCACCAUGGGAAAGGGGUUUAUUCGGGGACCUUCAGUGGUACUCUGAAUCCAGCCCUUCAGGAUCGCAAUGGGCGCCCAAAACGUGACAUAAGCACAAUUAUUCACAUUCUGAAUGACUUACUCUGCGCAACACCGGCAUCGGGAGUGACGAGUGUUGGGUAUUACAGAUCAUCACAUCAUCACAGACAUUCCAGUGGUCGCCAGCAGUUACCUGGUGGAACUGCGGGGUCUGGGGGACAAACUGUUGAGAGUCCACCGGAGACUACUCCCACUUAUUCCAUGGAAGAGCUCUCGAAGGAGAACGAAGCAACAAAAGGAAAGAUGCGUCGUCUCCGUCUUGUGAUGGAGCAACGUCGUGCAAAGAGAAAAGCCAGAAGACAAGCCCGAGCUGCUCCCUACACGACCCAGUGGGCAGCAGUAACGCCAACGCCCGGAGGAGCCCACGACCCCAACACAACAGCCUCAUCAAGCAGUACUAACGCUAAAGAGCCCCAGAAUGAGACCGAAGCGACCACUGGUCCAGUGGUAGCUUGAAAAUUAUCAAUCGUCGAGCGUCUUUCGCUCCCACGGUAGUUUCACGAAAUUGGAAAGAAAAUGAUAAAUGAAUGAAAGAUAAAUUUUAAAAAAUCCACCUGCUUCGAACUUAUCGAUUCGCUCACGUAUCUCCAACCCAACAUAGUUGACAAUAAAUUCUAAGGUGGUAUUUCUUUUUAGUUUAAUUAAUAAUCAUUGUUUAAUCUUCGUCGGUAAAUUGUUGAUUUUUUAAGUGCAACGUGACCUCCGGGAACUGCGUCUUAAGGACUGUGUAAUCAGUGCAAUGAUUUAUUAAACUUGCUUAAUUAAAAAAGCAAGGGCCAACUGGCGUUUUUAGGAAAUAUUCUGUAAUCAGUUAAUGAGAAAAUCAUCGCCGUUUUUUCAACGAGCAAUUUAAUGAAUAUUUUUUAGUAUAGCUGUCCACCGUUACGAUUAUUCAAUAAUCCGGGAUUAGGUGAUUAAAUUCAUUGGGGGACAGCCCGGUGUAAUUGGAGGAUAUAAUCUAGAUAUUUCAGGUGUAAAGAAAGAAGAUACAUUUGAGUUAUUGGUAUUUGUAUUAAUCUGACGAUUGUUGAUAAUUUAAGGGGCGAUCGCGCUGAUAUUUUUUUAUUGUGGAUUCUUUAUCUAUCGUUAUCAUGAAUUUAUUGCUUCAAUUUUCAUUAAAAACAAUGAUUUUUUCUAGAUUAUUACAGAUGAAAGAUCAUUGAAGUACGUUUUUUUUUCUCAUUAUUAUUCCUUUCAUUAACAAAUUAAAAUUGAAGUAGGAAAAUCAAGCGAUAGAUGAAGGCCCCCUUGAUUAAGAAAUUUAAUUGUCAUCGCUCCUUGAUUGAAGUUAUGACUUCGUUUUUGGUUCUUUUUCUAUUAUUGGAAGUGUUAUUUCGUAUGGGGUUUUUCGGGGUGUGGCUCACGUGGGUCGUCUCCCUCCCCAGACAAUUUUUUUUUAUCGCUGUUAAGGGGAGAAAGUAGAUGAAAUGAUAAAGGUCAGGCCUUCUGACACGUUUUAGGAAUUUUUUCUUGGGAGAUUUGUCUGUCUGAACCACGAGUGCUUAUACUUAUCAGGUUUUUACGAGGAUGCCUGCAGCCUCUGUUGGUCCUGACAGUUGGCCAGAAUUGAUAGGAAUUAGGGAAAUUAACGGUGGAGAUCGAGUGCAAGAGAGUGAAAAUUGUGAACGCGUUUGGGCCAUCCUCUAGGUAGAUUUAGUAGAUCCUUACUUGCGCAUAAGAUCGUACUAUAAAUAAAUAAUACAUUGUAUCACCCUAAUAGCAUACUGCCUUAGGUUGUUUAGGAUGAAUUAUUAUUACUACUGUCAUUAUUAUUGAAUAUUACUGCAGUUUUUCAAACUGGCUCAAGAUUGUAUCAUACACAUUACUGAAACACUAUGGAGUACCAAAAUAAAUAAGAUUGCUUGCUAAGUUCAA